AAUGUCAAUCUCAGCUGUCACUUGUCAACCUACAAUCUCAACACGAUACGAUACCAUUCUUGUUUUUAUAUUCAAUUUUAAAUUAAUCGGUAACGCCCCAUAAUGGUUGAUGAUUUGCGUAAAUAUUUAAACCAUUUACUGGAAAAAGUAAAUGGCUUACAUAGCAUAAUAAUAACAGACAGAGAUGGAGUCCCUCUGGUGCGUGCGGUGACUGAGAGGGCGCCGCAGCUUGCGCUUAGGCCUAAUUUCAUAUCAACGUUCGGUAUGGCGACUGAUCAGGCCAGUAAACUUGGUUUAGGGCGGAACAAGACUAUCAUAUCAAUGUAUUCCAGUUAUCAGGUAAUACAAAUGAACAAGCUGCCUCUAGUGAUAACUUUCAUUGGCAGCGACAACUGCAAUACUGGCCACAUCCUAUCUUUAGAGAGUCAGAUAGAACCAUUCCUCAAAGACCUGGCUGCUGUAGUCCAGGAUGCACCUUGAGAGUAACUAAUCAAGUAAACACAAAUAUACUUAGUGUAGGAUCUAUUGAUGUGCUGUUGUAGACCAAAAUUGGGAAAUUUACACAUGGUAAAAUUUUUGUACAGGACAAAAACUGCAAUUUUCCUGAAUCUUGUUUUUUUUAUGAUACAGGAGGCAAACGAGCAGACGGAUCACCUGAUGGUAA
This is a messenger RNA of Cydia pomonella (codling moth), 664 nucleotides long. RefSeq names its product ragulator complex protein LAMTOR3 homolog (gene Lamtor3). NCBI's taxonomy places the organism in Eukaryota, Metazoa, Arthropoda, Insecta, Lepidoptera, Tortricidae. Gene Ontology annotation, cellular component: Ragulator complex. The record is from RefSeq and is a predicted model, not a curated record. Gene Ontology annotation, biological process: positive regulation of TOR signaling; cellular response to amino acid stimulus. Bases 103 to 480 code for a protein of 125 amino acids. The transcript has 3 exons.